This is a messenger RNA of Halteromyces radiatus, 767 nucleotides long. RefSeq names its product AAA domain-containing protein. Gene Ontology annotation, molecular function: ATP-dependent polydeoxyribonucleotide 5'-hydroxyl-kinase activity; double-stranded DNA binding; polynucleotide 3'-phosphatase activity. NCBI's taxonomy places the organism in Eukaryota, Fungi, Mucoromycota, Mucoromycetes, Mucorales, Cunninghamellaceae. Gene Ontology annotation, biological process: DNA repair. The coding region runs from base 1 to 636 and encodes 211 amino acids. The transcript has 4 exons. The record is from RefSeq and is a predicted model, not a curated record.
AUGGCGGGGAAUCGAACCCCGGUCGCACCCUAUUUCCUUUCUAUAUUCUCAAUGACAACACCACGUGUACUUGUACUUGUUGGAUUACCAGGAUCAGGAAAAAGUACCUUUUCAAAUAAACUUAUACAAUGUCGACCAGAUUGGAGAAGAGUUAAUCAAGAUGAUAUGAAAUCAAGGAAAAAUUGUGAAUUACAUACAAGAAAAUAUUUGAAAGAUCAGUACAAUGUAGUAGUGGAUCGAUGUAACUUUGAUGUUAGUCAACGGAAAACCUGGAUAACUAUUGCUCAAGAAUUCAAUGUACCAGUGGAUUGUAUUGUGUUUACUGCCAGUCAACAGGAAUGCAGUGAUCGAGUUAUGCAAAGAAAAGACCAUCCAACUGGUGUCUCAGGAAAAGAAGGUAUCGCUAUAUUGAAGAAGUUUAUUAAGAAUUAUCAUCCUCCCAACGAAACUAUUAUUGAAGGCUUUGACAAGUUGUUACUGGUGGAACCUAGUAUAGAACAAGAAUGUACUGAACAACGAGUGAACACUAUUUUGGAUCUUUUACAACAAUCACCUUCUCUUCCAACACAACAUCCGCCUACUGCAAAUACUACAACUACUAUCAAUGCUACUCUUCCCCAUUCCUCUGAUACUUAGUUUAGCCUUGAAUCAUACCUUUGUACAGUAUUUUUUAGAUUUAGUUAGGAUGAUAAUAAAAGUAUAGAUGACAAUAAAAUACGGUAGUUGUAUUUUUUUUUUUUUUUGUUUAUUGAAGAAGACAGAAAAAG